GCCGGGGCCAGCAUGGUGCCUAUUUCCUCUGCAGCACAACUGCACUCUUACCCCUAGCAAGAUUCCUUCAGGAGGGACAGCUCAAGAGAACCUGCUUUAUUCCCAGGAGUCGGCAACAUCGGAAUCUCCCCAGUUUCAGUUAGGUCAGCCGGACAGCAGAGGCCAGCACUAACCGGAGACUCUCGCAGUAUGUCAUCCACCGUAGAGCGAGAGGGUUAGAUGGGCUUUCGGGCGGUGCAUUAGACUGCAAAAUAAAGGUAAACAACGUGUUGCAAGGCAGGGAGGGCAACAGCGAGAGGUGGGUGGUGUGAGCGAUGCCGGGAGGUGACAGAGACAAGUGCAAAUAAAGGAGACGAAGCUGUCACGUUUAUCCAGCACACAUACAUGGCUGUUCGGCCAGUUGGUGUGUUAUGCAGUGAUGAGAUGUAGCCGGGGCUAUGGAAUAUGAUGAGAGACUUGCUCGCUUCCGCCAGGGCCUUGUCAACCCCUUCGACCGAGGAGAGGGGCCCCCCGAGGAGGGGCCCCUGCAGCAUGAGGUGAAGCCUGAGCUGUUCUCCUCCGAAGUGCCGGUGCACAGCAGCGACAGAACCAUGGACCUGGGGCUGGCCGAAGACCACUUCUCCCGGCCUUCGGGCUCGUUCGUGGCCUCGGACGUGGAGCAGCUGAAGCAGGCCAUCGAGGAGUGCAAGCAACUGAUCCUGGAGCUGCCCGAGCACUCAGAGCGGCAGAAGGACACCGUGGUGAAGCUCAUCCACCUCCGCCUCAAGCUGCAGGAGCUGAAGGAUCCUGAUGAGGAGGAGCCCAACCUGCGAGUGCUGCUGGAGCAUCGCUUCUCUAAGGAGAAGAGCAAGAGUGUGAAGCAGACCUGCGACAAGUGCAGCGCCAUCAUCUGGGGACUGAUCCAGACCUGGUACACCUGCACAGGUUGUUACUACCGUUGCCAUAGCAAAUGCCUGAACCUCAUCACCAAGCCCUGCGUGAGGUCAAAGGUCAGCCACCAGUCAGAGUACGAGCUGAACAUCUGCCCUGAGGUUGGGCUGGACAGCCAGGACUACAGGUGUGCGGAGUGUCGGGCACCAGUGUCCCUGAGAGGAGUCCCGAGCGAGGCCAGACAGUGUGACUACACUGGUCAGUAUUACUGUAGCAGCUGCCACUGGAACGACGCUGCGGUGGUCCCGGCACGCGUCAUUCACAACUGGGAGUUUGAGCCCAGGAAGGUGUGCCGCUCCUCCAUGAGGUACCUGAACCUGAUGAUCUCGAGGCCGGUUCUGAAGCUCCGAGAAAUCAACCCCCUGCUCUUCAACUUCGUGGAGGAGCUGGUGGAGAUCCGGAAGCUACGCCAGGACAUCUUGCUGAUGAAGCCCUAUUUCAUCACCUGCAAGGAGGCUAUGGAGGCAAGGCUUCUGCUACAGCUGCAAGACCGUCAGCACUUUGUGGAGAACAAUGACAUGUACUCCUUGCAGGACCUGAUUGAUAUUUCCACCGGUCGCCUCAGCUGCUCUUUAACUGAGAUCCACACCACCUUUGCCAAGCACAUCAAGCUGGACUGUGAGAGGUGCCAGGCCAAGGGCUUUGUGUGUGAGCUGUGUAAAGAGGGAGACGUGCUCUUUCCUUUCGACAGCCACACCUCAGUGUGCCACGACUGCUCCGCCGUCUUCCACAGGGACUGCUACUAUGACAAUUCCACCGCUUGCCCUCGAUGCACCAGGAUGUCCGAGCGGAAGCAGUCCAUUGAGCCGCCCACACCCAGGGAGGACUGACCACUGACCGCUCUGUGUCCACAUGGUCAGGUCAGUCUGCCUGUGGCCCCUCAGCACUUUUUCAAAGCCAGUGUGCCGCACACAGACUCCGUCUGGUUUCCCGUCAUGUCCCCCUCGGCCUUCUGUGCCCCUUAACUGAGGUCAGCCGCUGGGAGGGAGAGCCUGGGACACGAUCGAACACUGCAGGCGCCUGCCUUCGUCUCCACGCUAGGAAAAGAUCUGAUGUCCAGCACAGCGGCGGUCACUGGAACACUACAAGACUGUAGAACCCUGCAGGGCGUCCUGGAGGUGACCUUUGACACCUCUGUGUCCCGUUAUCUGCCUUCGGUCAUGAAAACAAAGCUUAUGUAAUGAGCAAAAAUGUUUUAAUUUACUGGUAAGUCUAGCAGGUUCACUACACUGCCUUUAACUACACGUGGGAACACACUAAUGCAUUAGUGCUACUUCACUUUACCUCUUGCAUGUGCUGUGUAUGCAUAUUUGUGAUCAGCCUUAGGGAAGCGUUCAGAACAAAGUUUUAAAAUUGACACACAAAAAACAUACAGAGCACAAUGGUGGGGGCACAUUAAACUGUGUGAAAACAAAUCACUGUAAAUAAUGCUAAUGAUGUUAUUAAGAGAAUGGGCAGCUCUUUUCUGUGGCUAUACACCAGCAACAGACUCCCAUCAUUUUUUCCUGCCAUCUUUUAUACUGAAGCAGAUUUGUGCACAUGUAGCGUACAGUAUAUACAGUAAUACACAGGAGCUAUAGAAUAUCUGUUGACCUGUUAGAACUUAACAUCUGAUGUCAGGAUGCAAAUUCACUGUUUUGCAAACACAAUAGCAAGGGACAGAGGAUAAAAGAUUUGUGAAGUAUUUGAGCAGAUCCUUAGCUGUGUCUGCAGUCUAGGUAUAUAAAUCAAAAUGUAGCAACCAUAAUAUAAAUGAAUGGAAAAGUUGUAAAACCUGGCAUUCAAAUUAUGGUUAAAGAUGCAGUUAUACAGUGUGGAAUAUUGACAUGCGCUUUAGAUGUAGCUCUCAAAAUCAACACUUAUUUGCUCUAUAUUCAAUUACUGGUAUAAAUGAGAUUAAUGCAAUUCUGUAUUUCUUUUCCUUCUAGGAUACACAGUACAGUGGCACACUAAAACAGGUCAUUUUGUUUUAAAAUAAUUUAGUGCUGUCUUGCAGUUCAGCAUGAACUUAUCAUUAAAUUGAAAAAUGAUUUAGAUUUAUCCAUGUAACAAUCUGUUAUACUUUUACAUUGCCUUAUGAAUCACUAUAUAGUCUAGUUAUGUACUGCCAAAACAUAAAACUCCUGUAUUGUCUGCCAUUACAAAACUGUGUACGUCAUGGACGAAUAAAAUACUGUGGAUGAAUAAAAUACUAACCGAUGGCA
This is a messenger RNA of Lepisosteus oculatus (spotted gar), 3134 nucleotides long. It is a transcript of the gene def8, whose product is annotated as differentially expressed in FDCP 8 homolog. NCBI's taxonomy places the organism in Eukaryota, Metazoa, Chordata, Actinopteri, Semionotiformes, Lepisosteidae. The record is from RefSeq and is a predicted model, not a curated record.